AUGCACAACGAGGUUCAAAAGCAACGUGCUUUACAGAACGGAGAUGUAAAUGCCGCACUGCGUUUUUUUGAAGGUGCUGCCAGAAACGACGAGAAACUGUUUUGGAGGUAUAAGGUAGCGGCUGGUUCUCAUUUGUGUGACAUUAUAUGGAGUGAUGGUCAAAGCCAGGAAGAUUAUGAGGCAUUCGGUGAUGUCCUUGCCUUUGAUGCGACCUAUGGGAGGAACAAGUAUAACCUUCCUGUUAUUGUUUUGUCCGGGGUUAAUCACCAUAAUCAGACAUGCGUGUUUGCAGCAGCAAUGGUUUCAUGUGAGUCACAGGAUUCGUAUAAAUGGGUGCUGAGACGGUUUUUGGAAUGCAUGCGGGAAAAGGCCCUAAAGGCAGUCAUAACUGAUGGGGAUCCUUCUAUGAGGCUAGCUAUUAUGCAUGUAUUUCCAGAUGCUCAUCACAGACUUUGCGCGUGGCACCUACUAAGGAAUGACACUGCUCAUGUCUCACAACCACGUUUCACCCAAUUAUUCAAACAGUGCAUGCUGGCUGACAUAGAGGUUGAUGAAUUUGAAAUGCAGUGGAAGGCGAUGGUUGAUAAGUGUGGUGUUCCAGAGGUUGAAUGGGUGAUGGACCCAUAUAGAAAGAAGUUGUACUGGGGCACCGCAUACAUACGGGGCAGAUUCUUUGCAGGUUUAAGGACAACCUCUCAGUGCGAGUCGUUGCAUGCUAAGUUGGGUGGGUUUGUGGAGAGUAGAUAUGUGAUAUUGGACUUUGUUACAAACUUUCAAAGAUGUGUUAAUUUCCUUAGAGACAAGGAGGAGGAGCUUGACUUUCGUUCCUUUUAUGGUACCCCAGUGCUUCAAACACAGUUCCCAGAGUUUGAGAGGUCAGCGGCAACCCUGUAUACCCGGGAACUUUUUCAUAGGUUUCAAGAGUCCCUAAAGUGGGCCAUAAGAUUUUACAUUACCGACUCCCAGGAUUGUGAAAAUGGAUGUUGCUAUGUGAUACAGAAGUACCACCGACCGCAGUCAACCUGGAUGGAGUCAUAUGGGAUCCCUUGUGUUCACAUAAUUGUAGUUCUGGUUGGUAAUGAUAUCGGUUCUUUGCCAGAGACUCUGGUUCUGAAGAGGUGGUGCAAAAACGCCAAGAACUAUGUGACUUUCGUUAGACAAGUUACUGAAACGGGUGAUGCUGCAUCCCGGUAUCGUAGCAAACUUGGUGCAUUUCUUGACCAAUGUAAGCGUUUUGCCAAGGUGGCUUGUCUAAGGGAUGAGGACUACAAGGUCUUCAGUGAAAAAUGGCACGUGAUACUAUCAUGUUGGAGUCAAGAAUGGGUUACGUGUGGCCCCAGAUGUGAAUCCACACCUUAA
Messenger RNA from Arachis stenosperma, 1359 nucleotides. RefSeq names its product protein FAR1-RELATED SEQUENCE 5-like. Bases 1 to 1359 code for a protein of 452 amino acids. The transcript has 2 exons. The record is from RefSeq and is a predicted model, not a curated record. Gene Ontology annotation, biological process: regulation of DNA-templated transcription. Lineage: Eukaryota; Viridiplantae; Streptophyta; Magnoliopsida; Fabales; Fabaceae.